Messenger RNA from Nannizzia gypsea CBS 118893, 513 nucleotides. Its product is annotated as thioesterase. Gene Ontology annotation, cellular component: mitochondrion. The record is from RefSeq and is a predicted model, not a curated record. NCBI's taxonomy places the organism in Eukaryota, Fungi, Ascomycota, Eurotiomycetes, Onygenales, Arthrodermataceae. Gene Ontology annotation, molecular function: fatty acyl-CoA hydrolase activity. Bases 1 to 513 code for a protein of 170 amino acids. The transcript is spliced from 2 exons.
AUGAGCAAUGAUAUAACCAGCAAAAAGCGAAGAAUGAGGAGGGAUUACGCAUAUCACCUGGAAUACCGCACAAGAUGGUCCGAUAACGACAUGUAUUCGCAUUUAAAUAACAGCAUAUAUGCAUUCCUCUUCGAUUCGAUCAUAAAUUCGUAUUUGAUCUCCCAUUGUGGUCUUAAUCCAUUCACCUCGAGCUCCUCAGCACAAAACACAGCUACCGAAUCAGCGCAGAUCGGCCUAGUGGUAUCCUCAUAUUGUGACUAUUUUGCCUCUGUCGCUUUUCCGGAUGUACUCGAGCUAGGGCUUCGUGUGGUCAAGCUGGGUAAAUCUAGUGUCACAUACGAGGUUGGAGUCUUUAAGCAGGGCGAAGAGGCCGUGAAGGUUGUUGGCGGGUUUACGCAUGUGUUUGUUGAGAAAAAGGACAUGAAACCUACUUCAGCCGGUAUGAAGUCAGAAAUUCGCAAGGGGCUAGAAAGGUUACUUGUCGAAAGAGGAGGUGAAGCUGCAAAGCUGUAG